This is a messenger RNA of Zingiber officinale, 1356 nucleotides long. RefSeq lists its product as uncharacterized. The coding region runs from base 56 to 967 and encodes 303 amino acids. The transcript is spliced from 7 exons. The record is from RefSeq and is a predicted model, not a curated record. Gene Ontology annotation, cellular component: chloroplast. Lineage: Eukaryota; Viridiplantae; Streptophyta; Magnoliopsida; Zingiberales; Zingiberaceae.
UCACUCAAUUCCACACACAGAGGAACGGGGAAGGCGACAAGCCCGGGCUCCGCCCAUGUCUGCUCUGCCGACGCCUCACCCUCUCCCACUCGCCACCAACGCCUCGUCCCCCGCCGCCGCCCGCCCCGCCGUCAUACUUCCGGGACUCGGGAACAACACCGCCGACUACAAAUUCCUCACCUUGGUGCUGAGGGAGGCGUACGGCAUCCCUUCCGUGGUCGCCAAGGUAUCUCGCGUCGAUUGGCUCCGCAAUGCCGCCGGAUUGCUCAGCCCUAACUACUGGAGGGGCAGUCUCUGCCCUCGCCCCGUCCUAGAUUGGUACCUCGAAAGAGUCGACGAGGCCGUCACUGAGGCGAAUGAGCUAUUGGCAGACGGUGGGAAAAUUUCACUUAUUGGUCAUUCUGCAGGCGGAUGGCUUGGCCGUCUGUACUUCGAAGAAUUUGGGACGUCUAACAUAUCUCUGCUGCUAACUCUUGGAACGCCUCACUUGCCACCACCAAAAGGUUUACCAGGUGUCAUCGAUCAAACUAGAGGUCUGCUGGAUUAUGUUAACAAGAAUUGUGCACCAGCUGUUUAUACGCCCGAACUUAAAUACGUAUGUAUUGCUGGAAGGUACAUUGAAGGUGCUCGUUUGAUUGGCACAUCUAAUGGUGCUUCUCAUAAUAAAAUUUCUACUGGUGAAGAUAAUAGCAAGGCAGAGUCAAUUACAGAUAAUGGCAAUGGAAAGCUUCCGCCGGCAGCACCUAGUUUGCGUGCUCGGUUGAUUGGCCAAGGCUAUAAACAGGUUUGUGGGAAAGCAGAAGUUUGGGGAGAUGGUGUGGUUCCUGAAGUGUCUGCUCAUCUUGAAGGUGCACUAAAUAUAAGCUUAGAUGGUGUUUAUCACUCUCCAUUUGGUUCUGAUGAUACACUAAGACCUUGGUAUGGUUCUCCAUCUGUCCUGGAAAAGUGGGUUCAUCAUCUCACUUAGUUGGAAUUCUAAAUCUAGUGUAAUAUAUAUAAUUUUAGUAAAUAUCGAAAAGUGUUACUAAUGCUUGAGCCCUCAGUACUCAGUAGACAAAUUUGAGCUAGUGUAGGAGCAUCAGCAUCCACAAUCUGCUUCGUAUUGGUUUUAGGUACUACCUAUCCAAACCUGUAAACAUUGUAAGUUCUCAAAAAUAGAAUGGAUUGAAAACCACAGGAAAACCACUCAAUUACACGUAGUCUGCAAUGCCCCAUUCAAGUAGAAACAGCUAACUGCUGAAUGUAAUUUUAGCUUCAGACUUUGCUUGACAGUUAUGGCCAUCUAAACUCUGCACUGUUAGCCAGUUUGUCUCAUCUUGCUUAAUGAAUAUGGAGUGGACAUCUCUGUUUAUUCGU